AUGCUCCAGCGUAACUGCAGCGGAUCAUUGUACGCCAUGCUGGAAGUAACCCGAGACGCGACGCCUCAAGAAAUCAGGAGGGCGUAUCACCGACUGGCUCUUCGCCUUCAUCCGGACAAAACAGGCGGGACCACGACGGAGCAGUUCAAGUUGCUCCAGGAGGCGCAAAGCAUUCUUAGCGAUCCGAAUCAGCGACGUGUGUACGACACGUUUGGCAGAGUGGGCGUAGAUUCCAUCCGACAGUUCGGAGACGUGCUGGUGCCGUUAACCCCUGCGGCUAUUCGCGCUGCUAUCUUUUUCACUGCCUUUUGGAUUUCCUUGUUGCUUCUUACCUUGGUACUUGUCAUUGUGAAGUUGGACUACGACAAAGGCUGGCCCUGGGCAGCGGUGUUUGCUCCUCUGUGGGCGGCACUUAUUCCGCCGUUGCUAAUUGGUGGAGUGUUACUAUUCCAUGGCGCCGCCCAGCGAGAGCUCGCCUCUGUAAUGCUGGGAACUGAGUUUUUACUCUUCAUUGCUGCGGUUGUGAUGUUCGUCGUCGGACUCUCUGGCGCUCUCCCAUGGACCGUAGCUUUGGCUCCCGGCGCAGGAUUAUACGUGUUGGAGAGUUGUCGUGUCCUGUCUUUCUUCUUCCCUUCUCAGUUCCGCAGUCGCUUUUUCGAGGCGAUUGACCCCGAAAUGUCUAUAUGUUCGUCACGGAUGUACUGGGUUUUUUUCUUGCAAACGGUGUUUGAAAAGGUGUGUGGGUUUACUUUCCUCACCCUUGCCCUGCUGCGUGCGGCACAAAAAGAGGGCAAGGAUGGAUCGAAGCUCCUCUCCUUCUGGCUGGUUUUCACUCCUCUUCUUGUGUACUUUGGGUGCAUGGCGUUUGUUGCCUCCGUGCAGAGAUGUUUGGCGCUGACAGAAGAGGGGCAGUCGAGUAUUGUCAACCGCCUCUGUCAGGCGUUGGCAGCCGCCAUGCAUUACGGCACCCUUCUCUUCAUGCUGUGCAUGUUAGCGGCCAAGUGUGAGGCCGAGCAGAAUCACGUGGUGACGGGCCUGCACCCCUCCGCGCUUCUCAUGCUUUUUCCGCUGCUGUUCAUACUCGCAUUCGCUGUGUUGUUGACGAGCUGUAUGUGUUGCUUUUUCGAACGUCUACUUGGGGACCUUUCCGCUAUGGAGACGACAGAGGGUAGCGAGACCUUCACACCGCCGGGCGACAACACGUUUGCUCGCGGCAACUUUAUGUACGACGCCAUGCCGGACGACCACGCCAACGGCGGAGGCAAAGGAGGAGGGGUGGCAGAGAGCCCCAGGGCGUAUCGCGAGGCGAGGGUGGCAGAUACGACGCCCCUGAGGACGGCGUAUCAGGGAAGUUAG
This is a messenger RNA of Trypanosoma conorhini, 1356 nucleotides long. RefSeq names its product heat shock protein. The record is from RefSeq and is a predicted model, not a curated record. Bases 1 to 1356 code for a protein of 451 amino acids. Lineage: Eukaryota; Euglenozoa; Kinetoplastea; Trypanosomatida; Trypanosomatidae. The transcript has a single exon.